AUGAAGCGGUCGUCUUCUGACGCCGAUUUGGACUACCCUCGGCGAGAUGACCGCCGUUCGUCUGCCGUUUCUGAUGGACAGACUUCUUUGCCGAGAGUAUCCAAAGCCCGUGCCUGUGCGGAUUGCAAACGUCACAAGAUACGAUGCGAGUUCAAACCGGGUGAGACUAGUUGUACCAAGUGCCUGCGUAGCGGCAUUAAAUGCGUGGUCAAUGACUUCUCGCAGAAAUUUGUUGAAGACGAUGGAAUAUGGAAAAAUCAAGCGACAGCCACUAUCAACCAGCUCCAGGCAGCUAUCUCGCAUCUGCUUCGUCAAGCAGGGCUGCAAGAUCUCUCGGCGUUCCCAUCGGGAGAUAUCCAAAAUGGCCCCAGCCCUGUUGCAUCACAACAUCCACCUAUCUUCAGUGAAUCGCAGUCAGUGCAAAACCAUUCUGAACACAAUGGCCACAAUGGACCAGGGACUGUGAUGGAUGUAGGCCGGGAGGCCUCUCAAGAGCCGGACCUACAAGGCCCGGAGCUGGUACCGGCUCCCAUGCGCAGCCUCUACGAAGUUACCAAGCUGCGUAAUUUCCGGAAUAACCCUAUAGAACAACCAAAACAGACCCUCCUGGAGGAGGAUUUUGUAUCUCGGGGGUUGAUCUCUGUCCACGAGGCGGAGGAGCUCUUUGCCUAUUUUAGCCGGACAAUGAAUCAACUCUUAUGGGGAGGCAUCAUCUUAGUCCAUCGGGAUCUUACGUCCGUCCGGCGUGCGUCAACCUUGCUCUCCGCGGCGGUUCUAACUGUUGCGGCGUUGCAUAUUCCUAACCGUACGGAAACACUGAACCGCUGUUACAGCGAAUAUGUCUCACUGGUGUCGAGCAUGUCCUUGACGAGAGCUCACACCCUCGAUGAUAUCCGGGGCCUCUGUGUUGGAGCUUUUUGGUUGUCGGAGCUGAGUUGGAAACUUUCUGGUCAUGCUGUUCGAAUUGCAACGGAACUGGGCCUUCACCAGAGCCAUCAAAAAAUGAUGCGUGGCCAUAGUGACCAAUACGAACGUGCACAGCUCUGGUACCUGCUCUACGUCUGCGAUCACCAUUUCAGUAUCGCGUAUGGGCGGCCACCCGUGAUUCACGAAGACUCCGCCAUCAAAAAUUACGAAGCGUUCCUGCAGUCUCCGAUGGUGGUCCCCGGUGACAUAAGGCUUAUGGCCCAGGUGGCCUUGUUCAUGAUCCUGACGGAGGCCUACCGCAUGUUUGGGAGCGACACGGAACAGGCGCUGACCGAAGAGGAUUUCGGUCAGUUAAGAGUCUACAACGUGGCCAUUGAUCAAUGGCGACUUCUCUGGCAACCCCGAUCUGCCGACAGUCCUUACGUGCGGACAUACCCUUCCAAAGGAGUCGUGCUGCACUACCAUUUUGCCAAGUUUCAGCUGAAUUCUCUCUCGCUCCGGGCGUUGUCGCCGUCCAACACCCCCGUUUUCUCCAUGGACCGCAAGGAAUCCGCUAACAUUGCCAUCUCGUCUGCCAUGGCGUGCUUGAACAUGGUACUGGAGGAGCAGGACAUCCGGGAUGCCAUUGUCGGUGUUCCAAUUUUCACGCAUACAAUGGUGACUUUUUCGGCGGUCUUUCUGCUGAAGGUGGCGGUGAACUGGAACUCGGCCUACUUGAGCCUCGAUGGCCGCCAGGUGCGGCUUCUGGUGGAACGGGUGAUUGAGCUGUUGAACUGUGUCUCCGCCGGCGAGAGACACCUGACCCGACACAUUGCGCGGGGACUUGGUAACAUGCUCGAACGGUUUGAUUCCUGGGAGACCUCGUGGCAAGCCGGGAAUACGGCCGUCGUCGAGCGACCGGGGAACGAUGUGCCUGGCGGAGCCAACGCAAUGGCACAGGGAUUCCCACCGCCCGAUUUGAUCUACGACAUGGUGGGGACGUACGGAUUUGGAUUGGAUGAGAAUUUGCUAGAUCCCAGCAUGGCGAAUUUUGAGUUUCUGGCGCAAUGA
Molecule: messenger RNA, 1977 nt
Organism: Aspergillus tanneri
Lineage: Eukaryota; Fungi; Ascomycota; Eurotiomycetes; Eurotiales; Aspergillaceae
Product: putative C6 transcription factor
Exons: 4
Coding region: 1-1977 (658 amino acids)
Biological process (GO): DNA-templated transcription; regulation of DNA-templated transcription
Molecular function (GO): DNA-binding transcription factor activity, RNA polymerase II-specific; DNA binding; zinc ion binding
Source: RefSeq, a predicted model, not a curated record